UGGGCCCAGAAAGCUGUUGCAUUGUGGGACAUCUUUCCUUUCUCUCUGCGGCCAUUUUCGGGUAUCGUCUGUGGUGGGCUGGACCGCACUGAACUGCGAAAAUGGUGGCCGCCAAGAAAACGAAAAAGUCACUCGAGUCUAUAAAUUCAAGGUUACAACUUGUUAUGAAGAGUGGUAAAUAUGUCUUGGGCUAUAAGCAGACCCUCAAGAUGAUCCGACAAGGCAAGGCAAAGCUGGUCAUAUUGGCAAACAACUGCCCUGCUUUGAGGAAAUCUGAAAUUGAGUACUAUGCUAUGUUGGCCAAGACUGGUGUGCAUCAUUACAGUGGAAACAACAUUGAACUGGGUACAGCCUGUGGUAAAUACUACAGGGUAUGCACUCUAGCUAUCAUUGAUCCUGGUGACUCUGACAUCAUCAGAAGCAUGCCAGAACAGACUGGUGAAAAAUAAAUCUGAACUUUCUUGUCUUGUUAUAAAUAAAAUUGAUUUAAAAAAAAAAAAA
Messenger RNA from Polypterus senegalus (gray bichir), 501 nucleotides. RefSeq names its product ribosomal protein L30 (gene rpl30). NCBI's taxonomy places the organism in Eukaryota, Metazoa, Chordata, Cladistia, Polypteriformes, Polypteridae. The coding region runs from base 102 to 449 and encodes 115 amino acids. The record is from RefSeq and is a predicted model, not a curated record. Gene Ontology annotation, cellular component: cytosolic large ribosomal subunit. Gene Ontology annotation, molecular function: RNA binding; structural constituent of ribosome. The transcript has 5 exons.